Molecule: messenger RNA, 1359 nt
Organism: Aspergillus candidus
Lineage: Eukaryota; Fungi; Ascomycota; Eurotiomycetes; Eurotiales; Aspergillaceae
Product: tRNA-dihydrouridine(20) synthase (NAD(+))
Exons: 1
Coding region: 1-1359 (452 amino acids)
Biological process (GO): tRNA dihydrouridine synthesis
Cellular component (GO): cytoplasm
Molecular function (GO): tRNA dihydrouridine synthase activity; flavin adenine dinucleotide binding
Source: RefSeq, a predicted model, not a curated record
AUGACUGCGCUCUCUUCCACCCCUCGUGUUCCUAUCCCCGCGAAUGGCGUCGACUACCGGGGGAAGGUCGUUCUAGCCCCGAUGGUGCGCUCCGGCGAAUUGCCCACACGCCUUCUCGCCCUCAAAUACGGUGCAGAUCUAGUUUGGGGCCCCGAGACCAUCGAUCGCGCCCUCAUAGGCACCACCCGCCGCGUGAACCCGCGGACCGGGAUCGUGGAAUUCAUCCGUCGGCCGUCCAACGGUGGCCGCCCCAGCGAAGCCGACAAGGACUCCAUCAUCUACCGCAUCGACCCCGCGCGCGAGAAGAACCGUCACAUCUUCCAGAUCGGCACCGCGAGCCCAGACCGCGCCGUCCAGGCAGCCACGCUCAUCGCCGCCGACGUCUCCGGCAUCGACGUCAACUCGGGCUGCCCCAAACCCUUCAGCACCUCCGGCGGCAUGGGCGCCGCCCUGCUCAAGGAUCCCGACCGUCUGGUCUCCAUCCUCGAGGCCCUCGUCCGCGACGUCGGCACGCCCUUCCAGAUCGGCAUCUCCGUCAAGAUCCGCAUCCUCGGCGAACCCGACCUCACCGAAACCCUCGUCUCCCGCCUCGUCCAGACCGGCAUCACCGGCCUGACCGUCCACUGCCGCACAACCCCCAUGCGGCCCCGCGAGCGCGCCAUCCGCGACCAGCUACGCAUGGUCGCCGGCGUGUGUCACAACGCCGGCAUCGCCUGCGUCAUGAACGGCGACGUCACCUCGCGCGAUGAGGCCCUCGCCCUAAUCGCCGAGUACGGCGUCGACGGCGCAAUGGUCGCCACGGCCGCAGAGUCCAACCCGUCUUGCUUCCGCACGAUCGCCGAGGGCGGCCUCCUCCACUGGCGCGAAGUCGUCUACGACUAUCUCCAGGCGGCGAUCGGGAUCGAAAACCGCUUCGGCAACACCAAGUUCCUCAUGAACAUCCUCCUGCCCGGCAAGGACCGCGAGUUCAAGAUCGCCAGGGACUCCAAGAGCUACGCCGACUACUGCUAUCUCCUCAAAUUCCCGGAUCUCAUCCCCGAGGCCCAGCGCGUCGACGAGCUGAUGGGCCUGGCAUCGCGUUCCAUCACCGCCAACGGGACCGCUCUUCCCAGCACUGCUACUACCUCCACUUCCACCGCCUCCACUACUACGACAAACACCCACAGCAAAGCCGUCCAGCAAGCCCUCGAGCAAAACGAGUCCGCCCGCGCAGCAGGCGGCGCUCCCCGCUCGAAACCCACCCCGUCACCCCCCAGCGGCGGCGGUCCCAUCCGCACGAGUGCCUUCCCGAGCCCAACCAGAUCCCAGCCCGAAGAGACGGCUCCUGAAGCCUCUCAGCAGCAGAAACUAGCUGCAUAG